AUGACACAAGACACGGCCACUUCAGAAAUAGUAUCCGGGCCUCCGGAAAACACCAAAGAGAGCCCGAACAAUAACACGAGACAGACUCGAAAGGGUCGGAGAUUCUGGCUCAUCCUGCUCGGUCUCGUCUUGACGAGUCUGCUGACAUCCCUGGAAGCCACCAUCACCUCCACGGUCCUACCAGUCAUUGUUUCCGACCUGGGCGGCGGCGAUAACUACAUCUGGGUAGCGAAUGGAUAUUUCCUGACCAUGGCGUCUCUUCAACCACUAUUCGCACAGAUCGCAAACGUCUUCGGCCGUCGGAGGCCCUUGAUCAUGUCAACGAUUGUCUUCUUAAUUGGAAGCGGCAUAUGUGGCGGAUCCACCAACAUGGCCAUGUUGAUCAGCGGCCGCGUGCUGCAGGGCGUUGGAGGAUCUGGCAUUAGCGUCCUAGUCGAAACGGUCAUUUGCGACUUGGUGCCUCUCAGGGAGAGAGGAAACUACAUGGCCCUGGUGUUUGGCAUGAUCUCUGUGGGAACCGCGUUGGGACCUUUGUUCGGCGGCCUCAUUGUCGACUACAGCACCUGGCGCUGGGCUUUCUAUAUGGCAUUGCCUGUUGGCGGUCCGGCGCUGGUGCUGCUUGUUGCGUUCCUGCACGUCAAUUACGACAAGUCGAAUACUCUGGCGACGAAGCUCAGGGCCCUCGACUGGCUAGGCAAUGUUGUCUUCAUUGGAGCUUCGAGCUCCGUGCUGAUUGCGCUUGGCUGGGCUGGAUCGGGGGGCGAAUACGGAUGGUCUUCGUUCCGCGUUAUUGUGCCUCUUGUUGUAGGCAUGGUUGCGUUGGCAGGCUUCAUCGUCCUCGAGGGCUCUCGCUUUGUAGCGAAUCCGAUGAUGCCUCUACAUCUCUUCUCGAACCGCACGUCGGCUGCCACUUUCGUCCUCACCUUCCUCCACGGCCUGAUAACCAUGUGGGCGUUCUAUUUCCUCCCGGUAUACUUCCAAGGCGUGCUCAGUGCAACGCCAUACCGGUCAGGCAUCCUGCUUCUGCCGAGCAUUCUCGCCUUGAUCCCCUUUGCCAUCGCUGGCGGGUUACUGCUGACCAAGUUCGGGCGGUACAAACCAAUCCUCCUUGUCGCGUUCGCUCUCGUCGUCCUCGGAUUCGGUCUCUUCUCGCUUCUAGAUCAGAACUCCACCCUGGGUGCCCUAGUCGGAUUCCAGAUCAUCGAGUCCGCCGGCGCCGGCCUGGCCAUCCCAACCCUCCUCCCUACCCUCCUGGCCCCAUUGACAGACAAGGAUACGGCGCUGGCGACAGGCACGUGGUCCUUUAUGCGCAGCUUUGGCGUUACAUGGGGCGUUGCCAUUGCCGGCGCCAUCUUCAACAAUCGAGCGGAACAGUUGGUGGGGCAGGGAGUUAUUACGAAUGGAGCUGUAGCGUCGGAGUUCAGGCAUGGUGGCGCUUAUCAGCGCGCUACAGCUAGUUUCCUGGAUGGGCUUCCGUCAGAGACGCGCGAGCAGGUUGUGGCCUUGCAGAAUGGUAGCUUGCGCCGGUCGUGGCAGGUUGCUAUUGCAUUUGCUGCUGUGGGGUUCCUUGUUGCUGCGGUCCCUAAGGAGAUUCCACUUAGGAAGGAGCUGGAUAGUGAGUUCGGUAUGACGGAGAAGACGGACGACACGGUGGCCACGCCGUGA
Molecule: messenger RNA, 1665 nt
Organism: Aspergillus puulaauensis
Lineage: Eukaryota; Fungi; Ascomycota; Eurotiomycetes; Eurotiales; Aspergillaceae
Exons: 3
Coding region: 1-1665 (554 amino acids)
Biological process (GO): transmembrane transport
Molecular function (GO): transmembrane transporter activity
Source: RefSeq, a predicted model, not a curated record